AUGCCUAAGAUUAAAAAAAACAAUAAUAGAUAUAGUAAGAAUAGAAGACUUUAUAGAAAAAUGAGACAAGAAGCUUGGAGAAUAAGUAAAGGUGAUAUAGUGGAGAACAGUAUGGAGAAAAUUAACACGGAAGCCGUACGAAUGAUAAAGGUAGAAAAUGGUCUCGACUUAAAAGAUUCGAGUCAAGAAUUCAAAAAUUGGGCAAUGGAAAAGAAUAACUUCAUGCUCUUGGGUCAAAAAGUCAUUAGUUUAGCGGAACAAAGCAAGAUUCUGCAGGAAUAUAAAACGCUCAACGAUGAUUUUACAUCAAGACUCAGGGAUGAGAAUUUUUUGACUGACGAAAGAAAGAUUGGAGAGAAAAGACCGAUUUCGGAAUCGCCACGAUUAGAAAUCUCCAAGCCGAAGGAUACGAGGAAAGAAAAGAAGAAGACGAAGAAGCAGCAAGAUUAA
Molecule: messenger RNA, 450 nt
Organism: Rhizophagus irregularis DAOM 181602=DAOM 197198
Lineage: Eukaryota; Fungi; Glomeromycota; Glomeromycetes; Glomerales; Glomeraceae
Source: RefSeq, a predicted model, not a curated record